UUCAAAAGGUAAAUGGUAUGAUUCUAUGCAUUCCCGAGUCUCAGUUUAAAUGGCCUUAUUUUAUAUGAAUUUAUGUGUUUAUUAGGUCUAAAUUCCAUGGUGGACUUCCCCCAACAGAUUCUCAGCCUGUCAACGUGCAACAGAUUGUCAACGUCCACCAUGCUCCUGUCUCACUCUACCUCCUUCCGCUCACCCCUUGUCUCUCUACAUCACAACCCCAAUCACCAUUUCCACCUCACAGUUCACCAUUCUUCCUCUUUUACUCUCUCUUCCAAAUCCUUCCCAAUCUACCCGUUGCUUCUCUCUCGCUUCACACCCCAAAACCCUACAAAAACUUCCAUUUCUUCGCACAAUGGUCAUGACAUGGAAGGCCCAGAAGUUUUUAGAGAGAGAAAUGAAGAAGGAAAGAGCUUUUGGGGUGCCGUUAGCUUGAUCCUUGGCACGGCUGUUGGGCCCGGAAUGUUGGGUUUGCCCUCUGCAACUAUUCGCUCAGGUCCCAUACCAUCAACCAUUGCCAUUUUUCUUUCUUGGGUCUAUGUAAUUUCUUCAAUUCUUCUUGUUGCUGAGCUCUCUUAUGCUUUAAUGGAGGAAGAGGGCCUGGUUGAGGUGAGCUUCACAGGCUUAGCGAUCAAUGCGUUAGGAAAAAACUUGGGUGUGUUGAUUGCGGUGGUUUAUGCUUCCCUUAACUUCUCUCUAUUGGUUGCUUGCAUAUCUGGGAUUGGUUCACUUGUCUCUCAGCGGUUUCCAUGGAUUCAUUAUCUCACUGCAAAUGCUCUGUUUCCUUUAUUAAUUGGAAUUAUAAUUGGGUUUUUUCAUUUCAAGGUGAUCGAUGCAGCGAAUAGACUGCUCUGUUUUAUCAUGCUUUUCUCAAUCACUUCCCUAGUUGCAGUUGGUUUAUCAGUAGGGAGAAGUAGUUUAGUUGGAUCUUUAGCUAAAGCUUCAAGGUAUCCUUCUGCAAUUUUGCCUGCAAUUCCAGUUACUGUUCUCACUCUGGGUUUUCAUGUAAUCACCCCAUAUGUAUGCAAAACAGUGGGGGCUUCCCCAUAUGAAGCAAGAAAUGCGAUUCUCUUUGGUGGUGCUGUUCCUUUGGUUAUGGUUCUUUCAUGGAAUUUGGUAGUGUUGGGACUAGCUGGAACUGGAAUAUCUUCGAAUGAUCCCAUUAAACUCUUAGUCUCUGUGAAUUCUUCAGCUCUUCCUGCUGUUCAAGGUUUUGCAUUUUCAGCCCUUGCUACUAGUUUGAUUGGCUAUGCUCUCAGCUUCCCCCAGCAGCUCUCUGAUACCUUGGAUUUAAUUAGGAGAUUUAGUCGCUUAAAUCAACCCAGUUAUUCUUCUACUGAAAGAGAAAGAAAUUACCAGAAGCCAUUGUCUACUGAGGAAUUAGAAUUCGAUGCUUCCGUUAAAGGCGAUGAUGAGAAUUUAGAAGGCAAUUUAGAGAGAGAAAUUAUUUCUCUCUCUAAACUGGAUAAAGAAUCAAAGCCUGAUAUUAAACAUUCUCGUAACAUUCUUAUGUUCUCUCUGGUCCUUGGAGUUCCAAUCCUCAUUGCUUCUUUCUUUAGUGCGGCUUUUGCAACAGCACUUGAUUUUGCUGGAGUAUAUGCAAAUUGCUUUCUCUUUGGGGUUUUACCACCACUCAUGGCUUGGAUUCAGAGAUCCAGGAAGAAAGCAAGAUAUGCUGAAUCUAGAAAUGUCGAGUUAUUGCCUGGUGGAGAUGGACCUCUGCUGCUCCUUUUCGUCAUUGCAGUCAUCCUUGGUGUUUGGCAUUAGAAGGUGAGGCAUUAUAUUGAUGGGCACUUUCACACAAAAAAUAAUACUCUUUACAGAAACGACUCUCAAUUGAGAAAAAUUCAUUUUAUUUUUGGUCAGAGCUGAGAAUGUCUUAUUUGUGUUCUAGGCCUGGGUAAAUUAUUCUUGUACCCAUAAGUGUUGUAAGUAUGAUCCUUUUCAGGGGAUUUUGAUGAGACAAUAACUGCAAGACUUUAGCACUCA
Amborella trichopoda is the source of this 1986-nucleotide messenger RNA. Its product is annotated as Tryptophan/tyrosine permease. Lineage: Eukaryota; Viridiplantae; Streptophyta; Magnoliopsida; Amborellales; Amborellaceae. The record is from RefSeq and is a predicted model, not a curated record. Gene Ontology annotation, biological process: amino acid transmembrane transport.